This is a messenger RNA of Cheilinus undulatus (humphead wrasse), 1820 nucleotides long. It is a transcript of the gene ube3d, whose product is annotated as ubiquitin protein ligase E3D. Gene Ontology annotation, cellular component: cytosol; ubiquitin ligase complex; nucleus. Lineage: Eukaryota; Metazoa; Chordata; Actinopteri; Labriformes; Labridae. Bases 171 to 1376 code for a protein of 401 amino acids. Gene Ontology annotation, biological process: protein monoubiquitination; protein polyubiquitination; protein autoubiquitination. Gene Ontology annotation, molecular function: ubiquitin protein ligase activity; cyclin binding; ubiquitin conjugating enzyme binding. The transcript has 10 exons. The record is from RefSeq and is a predicted model, not a curated record.
CAUCACGCUGCAGACAAGUGGCAACCUCUGAUAUCUACGAAAGAAGAUAGAUAUAUUUUUAUGUUUGUUCUGCUUUGUAAUUUAUGUUGCUAUCCAGGUUCAUUGAGCAGCAUCGUUUUUGAAGAGUGCAUUAUUUAACUUUAGGGUUAUUUGAAUAUUUCGCUGUCUGAAUGUCUGACUUGAAGAUGCCAGCCAAAACACAUGGAGUUGGAGUUUUCUUAGAGCUCAGGAAAAGGCUUCAGAGUGGACUACUUAUUGUCGGGAAGGAUAUAGUAAAGAGCCCUGCUGAUGUGGCCGUGACUGGUGGAGAUUGUUCCCUCAACAUCCAGACUCCCAAGGGUGAGCUGAGUUUGAAAUUGCCGGCAGGAGUCACCUUCGAGCAGGGAUCCUGCAUUCCAACACCUGCGGGAGAAUCCUGUGGAGAGGAGCUGCAUUUCAGACUGCGAAUAAGUGUCACAAGAGACGCAGAUGAAGACGCCUCUGUCAGCGUGAUGGAGACACUUCGGACAAAAGAGACUUAUUGCUUCUACUGCCAGGGCUGCAUGACCCGACUGCUCGAGGACAGAGAGUUUAAGAGAGUUCUUCCUCUUCCUAAUGGCAACUGGAACGCCAUCGUGGACGACUGGUGUUGCCAUCCAGACCCGUUUGCUAACAAGAAGCUGCUGCCCAGAGCUGAUGAUUGUUUACUGGGUGACACCUUCUUCCUCCUGAAUAGAGAUGGCAGCUGUGCACAGACUCUCACUGAGGAAGUGAGUCCUGUUGGCUCAGAGGACAGACAAGACCCAAAGAAACCCUGCCGCCGCCUGGCACUCAUCUCCUGCACAAGCUGCUCAUCAGUGCUAGGAGAAGCUAUUGCCCCAGAGGCGCUGAAACUGUACAUCACGCAGGUGGUGGUGGAGCCUGCUGUUGGAGACAGAAGACCAGAAGCUUCACUUAACAGAUCUCUCUGCUUGGAGAAGACUAUUGCAGCCCGGUUACUGAAUCUGUCCAACUCACUGAGCACCUUCCACUUCUCUGUGCAGACUCCUGAUGGAAAAGCCUUCUUGUUGCUCUGGCUCCUGAACAGUGACUCCAUCACUGCAUCAGUCCCAGAGACGUGUGUUGGGGGUGAGAGCUCUAUCAGCUCCUCGGCUCUUCACAGUCCAUCACGCAGAGCUGCCAGAGCCCUGAAACUCCUCUACACCGCCUGCUCUGACACCAGCAGCGAGCAGAGAGAGAUUGUAUCUAGUUGGGAGGUCAAUGCUAUAGGACAUCCGGUGGUCCUGCCGCUGACAGUUUGUGAGGAGCUGCUGCAAGUGAUAGACACCAGCAACUCAAUACUUCCUACCUCCAUGCAUUGCAUGAGGUCUUAUAAGGUAGCAUACCUGAGACUGUGAGGUGACAAGUCAGGACUCCACCCAUCAUUCUUCCAGAAACCCUGGACAGCUCAGAGAGGAAAUUCUGUGAGCGUGUUAGUUUAAGCUGGCUUCCAGUAAGUAUUAAAAGGGGAAUAAUUGCAGAGGUAAUGGCAGCAAAUGUGGAAUGUCUUAUUAAGUCAAACCUUACUGGGUCUGCGGUUUUUUUCUGUCACCACUUGCACACAUUUCAUGCUGACACAGGUUGUUACCAGUCUUCAUGCAAAAGUGGAAGAUAUUCACUGUAUCAGAAUUGUCCUUCAUAGACCAGAUAGUUUGAUUCUGCAUCAUAAUUUUAAACCAAAUGUAUCAUGUAAACAAACAUUUCUUGUAUGAGAAUGAUGUUUGUCCUUCCCUGAACUUUGCUUUGUUUUUAUGUUUUGUACUAUUCUUGACAUAAACGGAUUAAACUGUAGUAUUUUUGGA